Messenger RNA from Oncorhynchus kisutch (coho salmon), 3001 nucleotides. RefSeq names its product ubiquitin carboxyl-terminal hydrolase 37-like. Gene Ontology annotation, cellular component: cytosol; nucleus. Lineage: Eukaryota; Metazoa; Chordata; Actinopteri; Salmoniformes; Salmonidae. The transcript is spliced from 11 exons. Gene Ontology annotation, molecular function: cysteine-type deubiquitinase activity. Bases 469 to 1476 code for a protein of 335 amino acids. The record is from RefSeq and is a predicted model, not a curated record. Gene Ontology annotation, biological process: G1/S transition of mitotic cell cycle; protein deubiquitination.
GUUAGUUUGGCUUGUUUUCAUAAUUCACAACAAAAUGCCUCCAGCUGUCCAUCACCACUGUAAAUAUAAGAGUGGUUAUAGAGGAAAAAACGUCAGAAAGCAAAUUCAGUUGAUGUGGAGCAGAAGACAAGAAAGAAGAAGGAGAGUGGCACUUCAUCCCCCUCUCCAAUUCCAUCUGACCGUUCUGAACGGAAUGGCUCCGCUACCUCUGACCCCUCACCCUCUGACCAACUCUCCUCCCUCCAUCCACCUCCCUCUCCUGUUAAAUGUUCCUCUCAGCCUUGCUCUCCUGCUAAACAACCCUCUGUACCCCGGUCACCUGCCAAAAACCCUUCCCCAGUGAAAUCCUCUCCAGUGGUGUCCCACCCUAGUUCUCCCUCUCCUACCAACCCUCUGGACCGUCAUGGAGACACCAGUCAGGAGGGCACAACAGUCAGGUCUCUGUCUCUUCAGGAACACUCUAGUCCAAUGCCACAGAGACCAGUCUCAGCCACCAGAAGCAUGACUCUUCCCAGGGCCAGCUCAGCCACCAGAGGGUCAGAAGAGACCCAGGGGGCCAGAGGAGAACGGGGGGAACUGGUCAACAUGGAACUUCUUGGGUUGCCUAACAUUGGCAACACUUGCUUCCUUAACGCCACCCUGCAGUGCCUCCUGGUCCUGCCGUCCUUCUCAAAGGAAAUCCUGCACCAGGAACAACUCUGGAGCUCCUCCCCCUUCUCCAACCUGCUCAGGUGUCUGUCUGAUGUGCACCGUUCGGGUCUACCUGACAGUGUGGCAAACCAGGCCUCAAAAGCAGAUCUCAUGUGGAAGGUCAAGUACUCCUUGUCGGGAUACGAUUUGAAGUAUCUGGGGGACACGCAACAGGACGCACAUGAGUUACUUGUCAAUAUGCUGUGCCAGCUGAAGGAGGAGGGCAUGAUUCUGAAGACACUCGGGAUGAACUAUACCUGCCCUGUUUCCCAGCUGGAGUUCCAGCUUGUGUCGGUGCGCACAUGUACCAGCUGUGGGUGCGAGUCGUCUACCAGAGAGGACUACAACCACCUCUCAUUGGACUUCAGCCCUGAGCGCACCUUGCUGAACAGCCUAGCACUCACUUUCAAAAGUGAACAGGUUGAAUUCACAUGUGAGGGCUGUAAAGGCCUCCACGCCUCAAAGGUGGAGCAGUUCCACUCACUGCCUCUUGUGCUGGUUCUGCAUCUGAAGAGGUUUGGGGGACCUGGGGGGUUGGAGAAGCUGGAGGCUCCUCUUUUGUUUCCUUCGGAGCUGAGGCUCUCCACCCUCUGUGGGGACAUGGUGCCACACCUGCACAGUGCCAGCCCACAGGCCCUCACCCACCAGGUCCCCAGCAUUCAGGGGUCCAUCCCCCAGACCCUCGCCAGCCAAGUCUCCAGCCCACCUGGAGAGGCCAAAGACAGCGCCCUCUGCUGUUCAGAAGCAGAAGCCAGUACAGUCAGUGAAUGGUUACUACCGAGCUGACUGGCGUAGUCUCUCAUUUGGGAGGCUCCGCAAACUCCGGUAAGUAAAUACCAUCAAACACACACAUGCAGAUGCACAAUACAUAUGACAUCAGCUGAAUUCCAAAUCACUCCCUUCUCCUUGGAUCUCAACUUGCAUGUUCACGUGUACCUCUGCCGUAUACACAAGCAUCCCGAAGCUGAGGGAGUGAAAAUUAUCGAGGGUGAAGGCCAGGGAUCAUCAACAAGAUUCAACCUCGGGUCCUUUUAUUUUCUUAGCCAGAUGGGAAGGGGUGUGGAACAAAAUUACAAAUAAUUUGGGGAUAAUUAGACCCUCCAACAGCCAUUUCGGCCAAGCUAGCAAGGCUGCAUGCUUCAGAGUGAAGUGUCAUCCCAACAAGCACUGCAAUAUGUUUAGAGUUUGCUCAAUUUAAUUGAAAAGAAUGGAGAGGCAUGUCUAAUUAUAUGCCAUGUGUAUUUGUUUAUCUCUGAUUUCAAAACUUGACACAUGUAACAGAUAAAAUACCUCCCAAAUGACCUGUUUAACUGUUACAAAACACUCUAUUACCCACAAUAGCCUGACCCUUGACCUCUAGUCUGUCUUCCUUGUUCCACAGGGCACUACAUUAGUGACAUAUUGCAUGCCAGUGGAAACUGGUUCUGCUGUAACGACAGCCAGGUGUUAAUGUCCAAUGAAGCCACUGUGCUGAGGACCAGAGCCCGGAGUGCCUAAAUGCUCUUCUAUAUGUUCAGGUACUGCUUACUCUCGCCAUCUAUAUUCUUGUGUUGCUAUUUAUGUGUACGGUUCCUUUCACCCUACAGGGCAAUAGAGCGGGAGGCCCCAGCACACAGGGCCUAACAGGGCCACCAGCAUCAGCCCCAGCCUAAACAGGGGUAGCACCUGGACCAGCCUCCAAACACUCAGACCUGUCUCAACAGGGGUAGUACCAGGCCCAGCCUCAAAACCCACAGCCCAGCCUCAACACUCACACACCUGCUUCGAAAGGGGUAGCAUUUGGCCCAACAUCAAUAACCCCGAGCCCAGCCACAACAGGGGCAGCACUGGGCCCAACAUCAACACACCCAGCCCAGCCUCAACAUGGGAAGAACCAGGCCCAGCCUCAACAUGGGCAGAACAAGACCCAGCCCCAACACCCUCAGACCUGCCUCAACAGGAAGAUUUAUCGUCUGGGAUUCAGGCCGGUCCUAACAGGAAACGUGACAAAGGGAAGCAGCUGUAAUGGAGCCUUCUAACACCCAAUCAGGUCUGGAGGAGGAAAGUCACAUAAAGAUUCAGAGAUGCUAUGAGUAUCUUUUGAAGUUACUCUCCAGUUGUAUCCAUUUGAAUAAAUACAGACAUGAAAAUGCUGGGCUACGGAUGUGACCUUGGUUCUGUGAGUAGAGUAACGGGUCACCAAACAAGCUAUGGGAACUCCUUCCCUUUAUCGUGAUGUGAUUGAGAUGCUUAAUAUCAACGAUGUUUACAAUGACGCCACACCCUUACUGUACCAUUGUGACCUGUCACUAUUAAAGGCGGUGUGACGUGA